Humulus lupulus (European hop) is the source of this 1179-nucleotide messenger RNA. RefSeq lists its product as uncharacterized. The record is from RefSeq and is a predicted model, not a curated record. The coding region runs from base 1 to 1179 and encodes 392 amino acids. The transcript has a single exon. Lineage: Eukaryota; Viridiplantae; Streptophyta; Magnoliopsida; Rosales; Cannabaceae.
AUGACCCAGCCGCCUGGUUUUGUGAAUCCCGCUGCCCCCACGCAUGUUUGCAAACUUGCUAAGUCCCUAUACGGCUUGAAGCAGUCCCCUCGUGCUUGGUUUCUUAAGUUGACUACUACCUUACUGGAUUGGGAUUUUCAAGCAUCAAAAGCUGACUGUUCUAUGUUUAUGUACAGAUCUGGAGCUAUUAUGUUGAUUGUUCUUAUCUAUGUAGAUGAUAUUAUCAUCACAGGAUCUACCUCUGCUGUUAUUUCUUAUUUGAUUGGUUAUCUUCGCACCAAAUUUGCAGUGAAAAAUCUGGGUUCGCUACACUAUUUUUUGGGCUUGCAAGUGUCUCGGACUGCUCAUGGAAUGCAUCUUUCUCAGACCAAGUACAUCAGAGAUCUUCUUACAAAAACAGGUCUCUUGGACUCCAAACCAGUCCCUACUCCAAUAGCUUUGGGCUCUCUUUCUAUUCAUGAUGGUGACUUGCUCUCCGAUGCCACUUCAUAUCGCAGCAUUAUCGGUGCUCUUCAAUAUUGCACAUUCACUAGGCCUGACAUCUCCUACUCAGUUAACAAGUUAUGCCAGUUUAUGCAUUCCCCUACUACGGUCCAUCUACAGGCUGCGAAGCGGGUACUGCGAUAUCUUAAAGGGACUCCUCACUUGGGACUUUUCAUUCAGCCCGAUUCUAUUUCACAACUCCGCUGCUUUACCGAUGCAGAUUGGGCUUCUUGUCCUGAUGAUCGGCGUAGCACUAGUGCAUAUUGUGUUUUCCUUGGCCUUAACCUUCUCUCGUGGUCCUCUUCCAAGGAGAAAGUGGUCUCACGCUCCAGUACAGAAUCUGAAUAUCGAGCCCUUGCCAAUGGGGCCUCCGAAGUCUCUUGGCUUGAAACAUUGCUGGCUGAACUUGGAUUUCCAGUCUCCAACCCGUCUGUGCUUCAUUGUGAUAAUAUUAGCACCCUUCAUUUAGCCUCCAAUCCAGUUCUGCAUGCUCGUACCAAGCACGUGGAAAUCGAUUGUCACUUUGUGCGUGAACGGGUCAAUCGUGGUAGUCUUCGUCUUGUCUUCACUCCUUCGUCGGAUCAACUUGCAGAUUGUCUAACCAAACCGCUUGUGGCUUCUCGGUUCCAUGACUUACGCACCAAACUCAACGUCCUUCCUUGCCCGUUGAGUUUGCGGGGGGAUGUUAAACCAUAA